This is a messenger RNA of Aspergillus steynii IBT 23096, 3567 nucleotides long. RefSeq lists its product as uncharacterized. The transcript has 3 exons. Bases 1 to 3567 code for a protein of 1188 amino acids. NCBI's taxonomy places the organism in Eukaryota, Fungi, Ascomycota, Eurotiomycetes, Eurotiales, Aspergillaceae. The record is from RefSeq and is a predicted model, not a curated record. Gene Ontology annotation, molecular function: ubiquitin-protein transferase activity.
AUGCCGUCGCGGGCUCCACGUAAUCCGCCGUAUCCUCCCACGUCGAGCUCGCCCGCCGCUCCCCCACAUGCGAACCUGGUCCCCUCGUCGAUCGAGAGGAGUGCUCCCCGUCUGAUUCCCCAAAAUGCGACCGGCUUGCCAUCCAUGAACGCGAAUCCAGCUACGUCGCCGCCGCAUCGCCACGGCCAUUCUCGCUCCAUCAGUCAUCCGUUUCCUUCUCCCUUCGCCGGCGCGGGCAAGAGGCGGAACCGAUCCAUCCCGAAGCAGGACUUUCUGGACUCGGACGAUGAUGAUGACGAUGUCACUUACCUGCCCGACCCUCUUUCGUCCAGCCCGCGCAAGGGCCCGCCGCGCCCGGUGCCAGGCGAGGACAUGACGACGGGGAAGUGCAUGACCUGUAAUUGUACGAUGCGGUGGCCGCGCAACCUCAAGAUCUUUCGCUGUACCGAAUGUCUUACGGUCAACGAUCUCGAGCCGUAUAGGGAAUCGAAUGACUCCAGCGGUCGUGGAAAGGAUGGGAAGCCGCCUGCGCCGGCGAUUCCUCGGAAAGCUAUCUCGCUUUCCGUCGAACGAACAAGGUCCAUGGCCGAUGGAUGCAUCUCGGGAUAUCUCAAGAAACUUUUGGAAACACCCGGUCCGCGAGCGAUUCCCAUAAAGAGCCCGCCGGACAGACCCUUCGUUGGACAGGAUGGACUCUUGUCACUAUCGCCAAAGCAAACGUCCGGGUACUUGUCAGACCCCCGCGGCGUCGAUCCUCGUGGCCGAAGUUCUUCUGCCUCUGGUCGACCUAGAAAUAUGGAUGGAACGAAUGGAAGCACAAACCCCGUAAAACCCAGCGGACAGUCUGGUCCGUUGCAUGCGGAGAGUCGGGAUACUCAGACGAGACCUCGAGAUAUACCCAGAGGCGAUCGGCCAGCAAGGGAACCCGGGCGACCUUUUCCUCCUGAGAGCAAAGACUCGAUGAGCCGCCCUUACAUAUUCAGGGCACUUGAGGAAUAUAUAAUAUCUUCUUUCAAAGGGUGCGAUUGCCUUAAUAAUUCGUUUACAACCUCCCAACAGCCCUUGCAGACCACCAAUGACAACAGCCCUUCCAAGAAAAAACCGGAAGCAACAGCGACACCGAGCCACGCGCACCCGGUAUUUGAGCCAGAUGCGAAAACUCUUCUUCUCGGCGAUUUGGCCGAGAACUCUUCUUGGUGGAUGCACGAUGGUGAAGGGAUUGACACCUCCAGCCACGCCCAUCCUAAAGAGAAACCCUCUAGUUCAUCCCGAGCGGUGAGUUCUAGGAGUCCACGCAUCAACUGGGCUGAACUGGCACAAUGGUACCACUCGAUAGUGACGGCAGGCUCGUCAUGGGUCGAGAAAUGGUCAGAGAUGCAGCCUAGCGAUAUAGAGGGGGAUGAAGACCUGGUGAGGCGGGAACUAUGGAAUGCCGUCGACUUGAGCAUAGUGGAAAGAGAGAUCGUUGAAUCCCGGUUACAUCUGCAUCGCACACUUCUCAAGGCGACUGAGAAUCUUCUGAAACGGCCUCGACGGCCGAUCAAAAAGCCGGAGGAAGUCCGAUUUUUGCUGAUACUAAUGGCAAACCCAUUGCUAUACCCGUCCAGCUCGUCGAUGGCUCUUUACACCACAGCCACCCCGGCCCCUCGGACCGACAGAAGACCCUCCCAUCCCAUGGAUGCGGGUCAGAGACUCGCUCCGCCGGCUGCAAAGCCCGCUUCAUCCAGGCAUCGAAACGGGGGACCGGGCCAUCACUCCGGCAUUGUAAAACGGAUACUCGGACAGCUGGCCAACUUGUCAAACGAUUGCCAUCACUAUCUGGUGUCCUGGUUUUCUCGAUUCUCGCCAGCGCAGUUUGAAAAGACGGUCGAUCUCGUCGGUAGUUUUGUUACCUAUCGCCUGACUCGUCAACAUGGACGGAAGCGCAGCGAAACGGCCCAAAAUGAAGACAACAGCCUGAUCCCCAGCUUCUCUAGCGCGGCCGGAAAUACGCCAGCCGAGCUACAUGCUGCGAUCAACGGGAGAAGUCCCAACAAGCAGAAUAAUGACAAGCGAGAUAAACCCGUUGUUUACAGCGACGAUUGGCAGCUGCGAGCCGCCGCUCGGGUGAUGUCUCUACUAUUCACGGCCAACAAUGCCAACGUUUCGCGAAAAGCGGAUGCAAGCGAGGUGGCAGGCUCGACUACUAAAUACCAACCGCAGCGGCGAGGGCACAUGGUCCCAAUUAGCACAUUCUACAACACUCUACUCGAUUAUUCCAACCUCGUGGCCGACUUUGAGGCCUGGGAGUCGAAAACGGCGAAAUUUUCCUUUUGCCAGUACCCCUUCUUCCUCAGUAUCUGGGCCAAGAUUCACGUUCUGGAGCAUGAUGCUCGUCGACAGAUGGAGGUCAAGGCCCGCGAAGCAUUCUUCAACAGCAUAUUGAGUCGGAAAGCCAUCAGUCAGUACCUUGUUCUGAAGGUGCGACGGGAUUGUCUGGUAGAAGACAGCCUUCGAGGAGUCAGUGAGGUCGUCGGGUCGAGCCAGGAAGAAAUUAAGAAGGGUCUACGGAUCGAAUUUGUCGGAGAGGAGGGCGUUGAUGCUGGAGGCCUUCGCAAAGAGUGGUUCCUGCUCUUGGUCCGGGAGGUCUUCGACCCACACCACGGACUUUUCAUCUAUGACGAAGACUCUCAGUACUGCUAUUUCAACCCGUACUGCUUCGAGUCGUCGGAGCAGUUCUUCUUGGUCGGCGUUUUACUAGGGCUGGCCAUCUACAACUCGACCAUUUUGGACAUUGCCCUCCCACCCUUUGCCUUCAAAAAGCUCCUGGCCGCGGCGCCUCCGACCGGGACCGCACCGCAACUGUUGACGGCACGCUCGCCAUUCAAGUGCGGCCUAGACGACCUGGCGGAAUACCGACCGACGCUGGCCAAGGGUCUCCGGGCCUUGCUGGACUUUGAAGGGGACGUUGCCGACACAUUCUGCUACGAUUUUGUGGCGCAUGUGGAUCGGUACGGAGAGGUGGUAUCGGUGCCUCUUUGCGCGGGAGGGGAGACACGACCGGUGACAAACGCCAAUCGGCGGGAGUUCGUGGACCUGUACGUUCAUUAUCUCCUGGACACGGCCGUCACGCGGCAAUACGAACCCUUCAAGCGCGGGUUCUUCACGGUGUGUGGCGGCAACGCGCUGUCGCUCUUCCGGCCCGAGGAGAUCGAGCUGCUGGUGCGUGGCUCGGACGAAGCGUUGGACGUGGCCUCGCUGCGGGCGGUGGCCACGUAUGACAGCUGGUCGCACCCCCGGCCGGAGACUGUGCCGGCCGUCCGGUGGUUUUGGGACUUCUUUGAGCACACGCAGCCCGCAGCACAGCGUAAGAUCCUGUCGUUCAUCACGGGAAGUGACCGGAUCCCCGCCAUGGGGGCGACGAGUCUCUCGAUCCGGCUGAUGUGUCUCGGCGAUGAUUCGUCGCGAUAUCCGACAGCACGCACUUGUUUCAACAUGCUGGGACUUUACCGAUACGGAUCGCGCGAGCGAUUGGAGCGGAUGCUGUGGGAGGCGGUGUUGAACAGCGAGGGAUUUGGCUUGAAGUAA